Molecule: messenger RNA, 4084 nt
Organism: Topomyia yanbarensis
Lineage: Eukaryota; Metazoa; Arthropoda; Insecta; Diptera; Culicidae
Product: WW domain-containing adapter protein with coiled-coil homolog
Exons: 11
Coding region: 549-2912 (787 amino acids)
Biological process (GO): positive regulation of TORC1 signaling; regulation of autophagy
Cellular component (GO): nucleus
Molecular function (GO): RNA polymerase II complex binding; chromatin binding
Source: RefSeq, a predicted model, not a curated record
AGCGAACAGCGAACCGAGCGAGUUUGGAUGUUCAUCGCGUAUAUUCACACAUCGCAGUGAUGGCGGCGUAGCAAUAAGUGAAGAGUGUAUUAACUAGAAAGAGUUUCCUGGACUUUACUGUGUGCUGAAAAGAUCCGAAAACUUGGAGCGACCUGGCGGAACUAGGCUUUUUGGUUGGAAAUUGGGUUUUUCCUACUCCCGAAUCGAUCAAAGCUCUAAUAUAGGAAUCAACCUGAGUUCCACUAUCUGGUUUAGAAAAGCUAGAAAAUUUUCGUGAUCGGCCCUUCCUCCGCUCCUUCGCUUUACACACACACAGUGAGGAGAAAAUAAGACGACGAAAGGGGCUGCUGCAAUUUUUGUUGAACCCAUUUUUCUGCUUCCUGAUUUUCAUUCAACUUUUGAUAAGUGUUGCGGAAAGUUGGCCUCCCGCAACACAAAAAUUUCGCUUUUUCAAAAAUAUUUGGUUCCCGUGGCGAGGCCACCACACGGGAAAUUAUUAAACAGGCCUUAACAGAAAAGAAAACGGAACUUUCAAGUGUGUGCAUUAAAUGGUAAUGCAUGCCAGGAAACCGCAGCGUUUACUGAAUGAUGGAUACCACCAAUCCCAUCAAUAUCAGAACUCAAAAUACAGCUCCUCCAAAAGGGAUUACGAACGAGAGGCUAGCCGAACGGGCGGCUAUGGGCGCGAUCGGGAUAAUUCUCCGGCAGGAGGCUCGAUGAAUAAUGGCAACUACAAAUCUAUUUCACCUGACCUUGACUCACCGAGGGACCGCGAUCGAGAACGGGAUCGCGACCGGGAUCGGGACAGGGAUCGGGAUCGAGGGGGCGGUGAACGGUAUCAGUACGGAAUGAGCAAAUUGCGAGACAAAGAUCGUGAUCGGGACUAUAAAAAGGAUAAAUAUUCAGAUUCGCUUCGAUCGCCAAAAGACAAGCGAAGUCGCAGCGAUCGUGAAUCAGAUCACCGGUCGAACCACGACCGACGCUUGAAGCUAUCCGUUUCCGAGAAACGUGGCGGUUCCAGCUCAAACUCGGAUGAUCGCGAUCGGGACCGGGAGCGUGAACGAAGCGAGCGAGAGCGCGAAAGGGAACGUGAUCGGGAUCGUUUACGAGACCGUGACCGUGACCGGAGUGGUAUAGGCGGAGGUGGUGCAAGUAGUGGUGGUGGUAGUGGGGGUGGGGCUAGUGGUAGCAGCGUAGGUGUUAGUGGUACAGGCGGAGCUAACAGUGGAGUGGGCGGAGAUCGAGUUAAUCGCAUUGGCGACUGGAGUGAACAUGUAAGCUCGUCUGGCAAAAAGUAUUACUACAAUUGCAAAACCGAGGUAUCUCAGUGGGAAAAGCCUAGGGAAUGGAUCGAAAAGGAAAGUCGUAUGAUAUCGAAGGAACCGCAUCGCGAGUAUAGAGAUAAAGAUCGAGACAGGGAACGAGAGCGAAACGAUCGGGAUCGUGAAGAUCGGUAUUCGUCUUCUGCUAGCAGUCGGUCAGCGGUGUAUGGCAAGCAUUCCAGCAGUAAAAGUAGCACAUCCCGGGCACGAUGGCCAGCACAUGAGUCGCAUAGAAGGAGACAUGAUGAUAAUCAAGAUAUGGACAUCAGCCCCGGUGAUUCAACGCCGACGUCAGAAGCUAACUAUUCGCACUCUAGUACCCCAACAAACCAGCAAGCUCAUGGGGCCAAUAAUAGCGCUGCAGCCAGUGGCGAUGGAAAUGCUGGAGCUGGUCUUAUGGCAAACCAGUUGCCCCGUUUACUGUCGAACCCUUUGGCCACACAGAGUGGAAUCGCUAUGCCUGUCCACUCUCAGCAUCAGCCACAAUCACAAUCUUCAUCUGCCUAUCCGACACCGGUGUCCACUUCUUCUCCAUCCGUACUCCAGCAGCAACACCAUCAACACCAACAACAACAACAACAACAGCAGCAGCAGCAACAACAUAUACUGGGUUCUAGCGGUGACAUGAUGCUUAGUUCGAAUACUCCCGGUCCACCAGGAUCGCAGCAUCACCACCAUCUUCAACAGAAUCAACAACAUCCGCAACAACAACAACAGUUAGGUCAUUCUCCACAUUCAUCCAAUGCACCUGGCACUGCGUCGAACGUGUCGUCAUCGUUAGCUGGACUGCCAAAAAUUUUGUCGCAGAUCACCGGCAACAAGACGAUAGAGCACAAUGAGUUAAACCCACAGAAGGCCCUGCAGACCAUCAACAAUGCCCUAAUGAUGCAGUCCAGGCAACAGAAUCCGAACGGAACUGCAGUUGGAUCGUCAGUCGACGGCAGCAUCGGAUCAAAUAGUUUACGGGAACACGCACUGAAUUCACCUUUGUAUAAUGUUUCCAAUCUGUCGCAUCCUUCGACCCCGAUGUCAUCGGGUUGCAGCGGGAUGCUGAACCACAGCAACCAUCAGUCCAAUAAUUUAAAUUCUUCAAACUCCGCGGCGAAUCUGAGUGGUGGUAGCAACAGCAGUCAACUACUCAGUGGAGAUGGUCCCCCGACGCCUACGCAGGAGAUGGACCUAGUACUACCAGAUCAUCGAAAGAUGGAAGGCACGAGCGCGACCACGACAAGUACCGUCAGCAGUCUGCAGGGUGUGAUGACCUCGUCCCAAAGUGGUCGAUCUCAGGGACCGAAUCUGACACCCAGUUUAGCAAAGUACUUCCGCGCCGAUCUGAUAUCCCACGUGACGGGAUGGCCGUCGGAGAUACUCGAAAAAACGAUUCAGAAGCUGUCGGAAGAAGCUCACAUUGUGGGUGAUCUACAGUGCAGCAAAGUAUCGGCAGAUUUAAAAUGUGCUAGGAGUUUAGUUAGAAUAAAGGAAAUCAUUGCAACACUGCAAGAACAGAAAAUAAUGUAUCUACGGCAACAAAUUCGUAGAUUAGAGGAGCUAAAAUCGCAAAACUCUUUUAUGUCGUCUGAUGAUCUAUAGCGCUAUUAAAUAAAAAGUUAAAUUUAUACAAAAAACAAAAAAAACUACAAAAAAAUAAACAAAGUCAUCCUUUCUUUUCAAAGGAAGAUCGGGGCGGAAUAAAGUAACACUACCUAACUGAAGUGCAUGUCUUACACUGCUGUAUUAUGGACAAGUCGUCAAACAAAAUUAAACACAUCAAUGUAUAAAGUUUCUGGAAACCACCCUGUUCUAAAAUGCGAGAAUCAAGCUGAAUCAUAUACACUAAAAAUACAAACAAAUACCUAUAUAGAGGGAAAAAAUCUUUCACACCAGUAUGGUCGCAAAACCGUCGGGAGUAGGAGGGCAGUCGGAAGACAGCAGAACUGGCACGAAUCAUCAAAGAUAUGAUUUUUAAACUGUUACUAUUAUUACAUAUAUUUAUGCGAAAAUAAUGGAAAAAGUUUUUUAGUUUUGUGAAAUGCAAUUAUUCAGAUUGUUCGUUUUCAUGUUUUCUGAAAAAAGAAACCAUCUGCACACAGAUAGACUAAUUCCCCCAUCUCUUCUACAUUGAGGAUCCUUUCUUUCGGGCCCAAAACGGAUUUAAGACACUCUUCCGCGAACUGUUUAGAGGAUUAAAAUGAGAAGAUGCAACAAAUAAGUUGAAAACUGAUACGUUAGAAUCACUUUCUAGAGAAAACGAAACAAAAUGCUGAAAAGUAGUCUAAUAUUCAUGUAUAUUUCAUUAAACUAUAAGUUAUCACUAAGGCAGAGUAAAGCGUAAAUUCAAUAAAUUAAUAAACAGUUUUCGAACUAAAUGAAAUGAAGUAGAAUUUCAGACUAAAAGAAAACAAAACUGACACACGUUCGACCCGUCGUUGCAGCAGAAACUCAGCCCUCUACUUUUUUUUGGAAACGAAGCUAACUUUUUAAAUAACAUAAACAGUAAAUGCAUACAGACAAAUGAUAUCGGAAAAUUAAUAUAGUAAAACAUUACAAUCCAACAAAGUAAGCACUAAAAUUAAACAAUAGUUUCCUGUACUGAAAAGGCAACAGCCACUCUGCGAACAACAUCAACAAGGUGAGUGCAGGAAAGCGAGCCAAUCUGGAUCAUCUCGUCAACAACAAGCGAAAAAGUGGAGAAUAAGUCAUAGGGAAGAAUAGUGAAGUUUAGAAAUAUCAAAUAAUACAACAAAAUAUAUUUAAAUCAAAAA